This is a messenger RNA of Prorocentrum cordatum, 2337 nucleotides long. The record is from the annotation of a GenBank genome assembly. Lineage: Eukaryota; Dinophyceae; Prorocentrales; Prorocentraceae.
AUGGGCGAGGACGAGGUCGCUGCGGAUUGCGCCAUCACGGAGUUCGACGACUACAAGUACAGCUGCGGCAUCUGUGAAGAGGAGGAUACAGCAGCAAACCUACCGUUUUGUUGGAGAGGGUUGUGGUUGCACGGCAAAUGUCAGGCGGGGAGGCGCGCUCAUAACUACUAUAUUCGUGAUGCGCCACAAUCGGUGCAUGAUGAAAUAGAAACGGAGUUUACCGAAGAUCCUCCGGCCUGGAGGAAGAGGAUGCUAGUGUGGGUGCAGCCAGAUAUGAAGUCGAGAAUGAAAGCUCGGGCAGACGCCUCCAGUCGCCAGGUGGCCUCCGUGAAGUCCUCAGAGACCAAGAGCUCCAACAAGCGCCUCGAUGAUAUGAUGGAGUUGUCGCUGGUUCAAUUCCAGUCGUGGAACGGCUUCUGGAAUCGCAAGAGCGACGCAGAGUCACAGGCGGAGUUCAUCCAGAAGCACAAGGAGCAGAAGGGCGCCUUCGACGAGAAGGACGAUCACGGGAGGGUCAUAGAAGAGAAGAUCCAGGUCAAGGACAUAUCUCGGACAAGGUCGUCCAAAGGUACUGUCGACAGGGAGGCAGUCGUCGAGAAGGUCGUGGAGGACGACAACGAGGGUUUCCAGUCCAAGAAGCGGAGGCUCAUGAUGAAGCAGACGGUGCAGGCGGCGAACAGCGCGUGGAAGGGGUCCUCGACAAGCAGCGGCAUGUUGUCGAAGGGUGCUCCCUCUCCGGGACAGAACCAGGCAGCCGUUCAUCAAGGUUCUGGCCCGCCGUCGUGGACUAUUCCGCCGUCUUCAGCUCCAGGUUCCGAUGGAACGUUGGAUGCUCCGACCCUCCCUCAGAGGCAGCCUUCGCCAGCGCGUUCAGUGAGGUCCGAGCUCAGCCAGGGGCAAAGUGCGUCCAAGAGGGGCGCCAAGAAGGCCAAGUUCAGCAUGAAGCCAAACGUGAACAUCGAUGAUCAGACUCGGGAGCGCAUCGUGCCGUCUGCUCCAGGGGUCGAGAAGCUAGAGCCCGCUGAGUUCAUGCAGCUGAAGCAGAUGUGGGUGCUGAUGGCCGCACACGUGGUGAAGGGCUUCAGGGAGCCGACGAACGGAUACAUCAAGCAAUUGAAGUCGGCGAGCCACGGCAUCUCAGCCUCCCAGGAAACGGAUUUGACGAUGCCCACGGCCAAGCUCAUCGAGCUGCUCGAGGGGGCGUGCAAUGACGUGACGAACAAUUCGGAUAAGAUCGAGAAGGAGUGCACGAAGGCCGACUUCUGCAAGAUAGUUCUUCUCCUGCACGCGCGAAUGAACGAGCUCGACGGGCAGAAGAAACUAGUUCAGAGUCACAUCACGGGGCUGAGUUUCGUGAGCUCCAAGACGAAUCAUCAGAACUCGGUGGCCUACAUGACGCACUACAACAAGAGGGGGCAGGUCACCAAGAGACUGACCAAGGGCUCGUACGACAAGAUCUUGGGCGACGGCCUGUCGAGAGUGCUGUACGCGGGCCGUGGCGAGGCCGAGAAGGAGGCCAUGCAGGUCACGACCAGUGAGAGCGGCAAGGGCAAAAAAAAGAAACCGAUGAUCCUGCAGGGGGUCAUCAACAUCAACGCGGACUACGACGAGAAUAAGAUCUGCCUGUGGAACUCCGAGGCCCACGAGAUCUACACGGACGUCCAGGGCUACUUGACGAAGUUGGGCGACCUCGUCACCGCUAAGGCUGGUGUGCACGAGACUGCAUUCAAGGAGAGGGGCGAGAAGUGGCUCAGGUGCCUCGGCCGCAUCAGCUCAGAUAUACCAGAAUAUGCCAUGAAGACCUUCGCCGACGACCUCGUCAACUUCAACGCGGGCGCAUUUUCACCGUGGUUGUGCACGUGCCGCGCCGACUCCCUGAGGUACGGGCCCGCGGCGUGGCCGUUGAUAGGGCACGCCGCCCUCGCAGUGCCGACCUGCGACGACAUGCACUUCAUGAUGGUUCCAGUGGAGGCGGUGCUCGCCAACGGGAUCGCGCUCGGCGAUUUCCUGAAGUUCUGCGAGACCGACGAGGGCGCGAAGGUGCUCGGCGACGCCUUCUACGUGAGCGCGAAGGCCAAGGACGUGAUCUACAUCCCGUUCGGCAUGCUCUGCGUGCCCCUCUUUUUCCCGCCGACGCCGGCGACGGUGAGCGGCAAGAACGUCCAGCUGCUGCUGGGCAACGUCCUCGUGCUUCCCUUGAUGCACAAGGGGCGCGUCGAGGCGACCGACUCGACGACGGUUCAGGCCAUCAAGACAUUCAACAUGGGGUACCUCUCGAGCCAGUCGGGGGGCAUGUACAAGGAUCGCAAGGCGGGGCUCGAGGCAUUCCACUCCUAA